Messenger RNA from Achroia grisella, 1846 nucleotides. Its product is annotated as frizzled-10-like. Lineage: Eukaryota; Metazoa; Arthropoda; Insecta; Lepidoptera; Pyralidae. The coding region runs from base 161 to 1708 and encodes 515 amino acids. The transcript has 2 exons. The record is from RefSeq and is a predicted model, not a curated record. Gene Ontology annotation, molecular function: Wnt receptor activity; Wnt-protein binding. Gene Ontology annotation, cellular component: plasma membrane. Gene Ontology annotation, biological process: non-canonical Wnt signaling pathway; canonical Wnt signaling pathway.
AUUCGAAUCAGUCUGUUCCGAGCGAUAGACGAGUGUGCACGUUCGCUUCGAUUUAAAAAACAAAUAUGUUUACGAAUCAGUGUUUACUAAUAGUGGAUUUGUGACUGAGUAUCGAUAAUAUGACAUACAAUAAGUGUUAUAAUACAGUGAAUUAAUUACAAUGGCUCGGAUUAUUUUUCUGCUGCUCUGUUCGUGGUUAGUGGUUGCUGCCCAGGAGGAGGUAGAAGGUGGAAAAUGCGAAAGGAUCCAGCUACCACUUUGCCAGGAUUUGAGAUACAAUUGGACCGCGAUGCCUAAUCUGAUGGGACACAAGGAUCAGAAGGAAGCAGCCGAAGCUAUGGGCGGGUUCGUUGGCAUAUUGGCCAGCGGAUGUUCGGUCCACGCUCGCUUCCUGCUAUGUUCGGCGUUCGCUCCUCUCUGCACCGAACAGGUCUCGGGCUCUGUCAGCGCUUGCAGAGCGCUCUGCGACACUGUAGUCGAAGACUGCAAGGAACAACUGAAACUACUGAGCAUCACUAUCGACUGCUCCGCAUUUCCCAACAGUGCUGAUAGAAAACUCUGUAUGAGACCACCAAACGCCAGCGAGCUGGAACCUGAACCGCCUCCGCCGCCCCGUUGGUUCUUUCAGGAACACGAAUUGAGAGAACAUGGCUGUCCGCCAGCGUACACUCGAGCACCGACAGGUGAAUGCUGGCCGUCAUGUGGACACCAUGCCAGAUACAGUCAAACCGAUAAGAGGUCCACUGAAAUAUGGAUGACGACGCUAGCUUGGUUCUCGCUCCUGUCAACCUCUUUUGCCCUACUGACAUUUUGUGCGGAACCUUCAAGAUUCCGGUAUCCGGAGAGACCUGUAGUGUGGAUGGCGGCGUGUCACGCUAUAGUAGCCCUUUCCUACGUGACGAGGAGUUGGCUAGGUGCAAAAAUGGUUUCCUGCGCCGGUACCACACUCGCAGUCGAUGGUCUAGCGUCGCCGACUUGCGUCGCUUUCUUUUCACUCACCUACUACUUCACACUGGCGGCGGACGCGUGGUUCGCGAACGCCUGCGUCGCGUGGUACCUGACGGCUGCCAGCGAGUGGUCCAGCGAAGCGCUGGAGCGCGCCGCUGCAUACUUACACGCAGUGGCGUGGGGCUGGGCCGGUGCCUGGACUGCAGCGGCUCUAGCGCUGCGGAGGGUCACAGCAGACGAACUGACGGGAACAUGCGGAAUAUCGGACGCAGCGGCUGCAGCACUUAUCGGAGUUCCCCGCGGUGCUUUGCUACUGACGUCGAUAGCAUUGGCAAUAGGCGCAUGUCCGGGGAUAAUGAGAGUAAGACGGGUGUUGGACUCUAGAGGAGCGAAGAGGGUAGGGAGACUCGCGGCACGAGCGGCUGCCGCUGGAGCCUUAUAUUUCAUAUUGGCUACGGCCGGUACUGUCGCAAGAGUGGUGGAGGCUCGCAUGAGGGAGAGUCAAAGCGAGCUGGCGAUACUAGCUGCGUUGGAGACAGGUGCGGAGACGAUUGACGCGAGGGUGGGCGCGGGGGGAGUGUGGGGGUGCGUGUGGCUGUGCGGGGGGGUGGCGGCGGGCGCGUGGGCGUGGUCACGCAAAUCAGCCGUGGUGUGGCGACGCGCGCUGUGUCCGCCGAGGAAGGCUCCGUGCUGUUCGCCGCCGCUGCUACGCCCGCACCACCCCUACUACAAGAGACCGCUGCACGUCUCCAGGGUAUGACGGUUGUGAAAAUGUCUCAAAGACUGCGUACACGUCUCAAAGACUCACAUAGUGUAGUGAACUCAAAGUGCCUAUGCCUUCUGUGAAGGCGCUCUCGAUUGUAAAUAACUUUAUGUACAUAAUAUUGUAAAUGUUAUA